GGGGCGGGGCCGGGAGCGGAGGCCGCGCCAGUCAGUGCCAGGGCCGCGGCCAUGGCGGCUGGCGGGCCGCUGUCGGGCUGCGUGUGCGUGGUGACCGGCGCGUCGCAGGGCUUGGGCAAGGGCAUCGCGCUGCAGCUGGCGGCGGCGGGCGCCACCGUGUACGUGACGGGGCGGCGGGCCGAGGCGCUGGCGCGGGCAGCGGCCGAGGUGUCGUCGCGGGGCGGGCGCUGCGUGGCCGUGGUCUGCGACUCGUCGCAGGACGAGCAGGUGGCGGCGCUGCUGGAGCGGGUGCGGCAGGAGCAGGGCGGCCGCCUGGACGUGCUGGUCAGCUGCGCCUUCUCCGGGGUGGAGGCCAUAGUCGCGCAGCAGGGCCGGCCCUUCUGGGAAAGCCCAGCCACUCUGUGGGACGACAUCAACAAUGUGGGGCUGCGGGGCCACUACCUGUCCCUGCGCCGCUGCCGCCUAAUGGUGUCGGCGGGCCACGGGCUGCUCGUGGUGGUGUCGUCGCCUGGCGGCCUGGGCUACAUGUUCAAUGUGCCCUAUGGCGUGGGCAAGGCCGCCUGCGACCGCCUGGUGGCCGACUGCGCCCACGAGUUGCAUGCCUACGGCGUGGCCUGCGUGGCCCUGUGGCCCGGGAUGGUGCGCACCGAAAAGGUGCUGAAGGAGCAGCACGGCACAGGCCCGAUGGCUGAGAAGAUACAGGUGAUGAUGGGCAUGUCGGAGACCCCCGAGGCCAGCGGCAAGUGUGUGGUGGCCUUGGCGGCUGACCCCCACAUCAUGGCCCACAGCGGCAAGGUGCUGCUCACCCCUGACCUCGCCCGCCACUAUGGCUUCCAGGAUGUGGAUGGGAAGCCCAUCUUCAACUACAUGGCGGUGCGCAAUGUGCUGACCAUGCUGAAGCCGCAGCUGUCCCGCUUCUUCCGCCUCAUCCCGGAGUGUCUCACCGUCCCCAAGUGGGUCAUCGCCCUCUACGCCAGCAAGUUCAGAGCCUACUCUGCCCUGGAGCCGGCCCCGCUGCCUAAGAAACAAGACUGACCGAACCGCAAAUGACUUUUUUCAAAAAAGAUUUCUAGCCCCCCCUUAGCUCUUUCCCUGAAAAAGUUCUCUUGCCUUCCUCUCUUUCAGUGCCAGCCUCAUGGGAGUUUGUUCUGAGGUGAGGCUCGGAGCGGGUGGGCUGAGGCUGUCUGUCUCUUUCCUGGAGAUUAAGGUGAUUCUUGACAGUCUUUUAAAUUUCCUCCCCCCUGCCCCAAAGUUUUACAGGGAUUGCUGCUUUCCUACCAUUUCCCAGACCUAGGUAGCAGCUAUUCCCACGAGUUUCCGGCCAUCUGAAGAUUGUAGACAUUUUGUUUGGGGUCCAGUUGUUCACCUGUUUCCUAGAAGGUUUUAACUUCACAGUUAGCCUUUCUGCCUAAGAGUUUUGCAUUAGAACACUUAAAAAAAGACCCUGUAGAUUAUGAGUUCACUUUAGCAGCCAUAAUCCACAUUGCACCUAGUUAUGCUGGUUUAGCAGGGAUAUUCUGAAUGGAUAAUGCCACACAUAUUUAAGACAGGAUUAUAUCUUGGUUUCAGUGUAUUUGGCUGGCUUAUUUCCCUCCUCCUUACAGUCCUUAUCAUAGGCCCCAAUGGAUUCCUUGUGCUGUAACAGCUUAGAUCUUAUUGGAUCAACUGUAAAGCUGGGAGACAUGUGAGACAAACUUUCAGGCAUGCCCUGCUGCAUGUCUGGGGACCUGAGUUCUGAAGACCCGAGAAGGGGCAGUUUGGGCCCAAAAGUUCAUCUCACACCUCUCCUAGCUGGUCCAAUGGUCCAGUGCAAGAUAUUGCCAAACAAGCGUUGCUUCUUGCGUGUUCCGCUGGACCCUCACAGCUGCAGCAGCACACCAGCCCUACUUCAUCAUGUCAGCUCACAGCUAGAAAAUGUCAGUCAGGCGUGCCUUUCAAAUAUAUUGUGAAGUUAGGAAAGCAGGCGGCUACACAUGUUAGCUUGCAGUUCUGCUCAAAUAAGCAAUCACAAAAAAUAGCAUGGUGGAAAUUAAUUUGUUGUAUCUGUUUAUUUGUUCAUUUGAUUCAUGCUCAAUGUAAUGUAGUUUUGUUUUGCUUUAUGCUGUAAUCACUGCUAUCACUAUAGGCUCGAUCUGGAGUGAGUCAAGCUGUGUCUAGUUUCUCGAUAAUACAUUUUCUGCAUAUCAGA
Alligator mississippiensis (American alligator) is the source of this 2188-nucleotide messenger RNA. It is a transcript of the gene DHRS1, whose product is annotated as dehydrogenase/reductase 1. The record is from RefSeq and is a predicted model, not a curated record. NCBI's taxonomy places the organism in Eukaryota, Metazoa, Chordata, Crocodylia, Alligatoridae.